CUAGCGCCGACGCACAAGCAGCAGAGGCUGCCGCAGAUGCAGGCUCUCCGCACCGGCCUCCAGCGCGCCGCGCCGCAGCUGCAGCAGACCCUCUCGAGGGGCUUGCGCGUGUCUGCGCCUGCCGCCGCCAAGAAGGGGCAGGCGUUGGUGUCGGAGCUGUCGUCCAUCAUCGAGUCCAAGCUGCUGGACUAUGGCGGCGAGGUGCAGCUGGAGGAGAUAGGCAAGGUGCUCGCGAUCGGCGACGGCAUCGCGCGUGUGUACGGCCUGCAGUCGGUGCAGGCGGGGGAGAUGGUGGAGUUCGACUCGGGGCUGCGUGGCAUGGCGCUCAACCUGGAGAACGACAACGUCGGCGUCGUCGUGUUUGGCAACGAUCGUGCCAUCAAGGAGGGCGACACCGUCAAGCGCACCGGCGCGAUUAUCGACCUCUCGGUGGGCGAUGGCCUGCUCGGCCGCGUCGUGGACGGGCUGGGCGACCCGAUUGACGGCCUGGGGCCGCUGACGGGCCAGCUCAGCCGCCAGCGGAUUGAGGUAAAGGCCCCGGGCAUUUUUGCCCGCCAGUCGGUGCACGAGCCGAUGGAGUCGGGCCUCAAGGCGGUCGACUCGCUCGUGCCCGUCGGCCGCGGCCAGCGCGAGCUCAUCAUCGGCGAUCGGCAGACGGGGAAGACCGCCGUCGCCAUCGACACCAUCAUCAACCAAAAGACAAUCAACGCCGCGGGCGACGACAAAAAGUCGCUGUACUGCAUCUACGUCGCCGUCGGCCAGAAGCGCUCGACCGUCGCGCAGCUGAUGAAGACACUCGCGGACCAGGGCGCCAUGGAGUACACCACCAUCGUGGCGGCCACCGCCUCGGACGCCGCGCCGCUCCAGUUCCUCGCGCCCUACACUGGCUGCGCCGUCGGCGAGCACUUCCGCGACAACGGCAAGCACGCGCUCAUCAUCUGGGACGAUCUCUCCAAGCAGGCCGUCGCCUACCGCCAAAUGUCGCUGCUGCUCCGCCGGCCGCCCGGCCGCGAGGCGUAUCCCGGUGACGUCUUCUACCUGCACUCGCGCCUCCUCGAGCGCGCGUGCAAGAUGUCGGCCGACCUGCAGGGCGGAUCGAUGACGGGCCUCCCGAUCAUCGAGACGCAGGCGGGCGACGUGUCCGCCUACAUCCCGACCAACGUCAUCUCCAUCACCGACGGGCAGAUCUUCCUCGAGUCGGAGCUCUUCUACCGCGGCAUCCGCCCCGCCAUCAACGUCGGCCUCUCCGUCUCGCGCGUCGGCUCCGCCGCCCAGCGCAAGGCGAUGAAGCAGGUUGCAGGCACUCUCAAGCUGGAGCUCGCCCAGUACCGUGAGGUCGCAGCCUUUGCGCAGUUUGGCUCCGACCUCGACGCGGCGACGCAGUACCUCCUCAACCGCGGCGCGCGCCUGACCGAGCUGCUCAAGCAGAACCAGUACGUCCCGAUGGAGUUCCAGGACCAGGUCGUCUGCAUCUACGCCGGCACGCGCGGCUACCUCGACAAGCUCGCCAUCACCGACGUCGGCCCGUACCAAGAGAAGCUCCUCGCGCACGUCAAGGCGACGGCGCCGGCGGUCCUCAAGGAGAUCGCCGACACGAACGAGAUCUCCCCGACGCUCGACGCGACGAUGAAGGACAUCUUCACAAAGUUCACCGCCGAGUUUUCGUCCUAGAUCCCACAGGCGGCCUGGUUCAACUGGCCAGUCCGCUCACUGCAAGCGCGCCUAGCGCGAGCCGCGCCUCGUUUGCCUCGCGAGGCGGGCACACUCCCAUGGUUCGGACGUGCAUUGCUGCAGCAUGACGUGGUCGGCGGCCGUCGGGGGGUGGGCGCUGCGGCUUGGUUGGGCGAGGCUUGUGUCGUCGUCGUCCCGUCCGGAAACGUGUGACCACAGCUGGCGAAGGGUGCCCUUAGUCUCGGUACCUCAGCGCGCGAGCGAGGCUGACUCAAAACAGUUUUGAGUCACUCGCCUU
Messenger RNA from Emiliania huxleyi CCMP1516, 1969 nucleotides. Its product is annotated as ATP synthase F1 subunit alpha. Bases 37 to 1671 code for a protein of 544 amino acids. The record is from RefSeq and is a predicted model, not a curated record. Gene Ontology annotation, molecular function: ADP binding; proton-transporting ATP synthase activity, rotational mechanism; ATP binding. Gene Ontology annotation, biological process: proton transmembrane transport; proton motive force-driven ATP synthesis. The transcript is spliced from 7 exons. NCBI's taxonomy places the organism in Eukaryota, Haptophyta, Isochrysidales, Noelaerhabdaceae.